GUGACACUAAGAGUUAUUUUUGAAUAUAGAUUCAAGAUACACAAUGAGGCCUUGGACCCAAACACUUGGUCCAGUUUACGAAGCAUGUGAACUAUCUCGAGGGUUUAUUUUUCGCGAGCAAUUCCUCUUGCCCGUAGGAUCUCCCUAACACCGCCUGCAUGGCAUCGCCUAACAACCAUGGGCCCGCGAGCAAAAAUCGCUACGACGUAGAAGGAACUGCCCCAUCGAAGACGACUGUGACGGACAAAUAUGGCCAGGAAAUAUACUGCGAAUAUGAUAUGACGAUGAGAAAUUGGGAACUAGUUAGAGAGCUACUGAAAGUUCUCGCUUGGGGUCUGUCGUGCGGUGCAUUGGCGAGUGCGGUCGUCCUAUUUUCCGUAUUCAUUAGCCUGAGGGCCUCGCAGAUUGCAGAUCCGUACCUUUGGCUUACUGUUAUUUCCUACAUUGGGACCGAGACUUUCUACACGACAGUUAUAGUCGCGCUGACUAGUCCGAAAGUAGCUCUCCGAUUACAGCGAAAGACAUAUGGAGCCGGUAUCGUUGUGCUAAUACUCGUAUGCGUCGCAUUGCGACAAUGGAGAGCGGACGGCAGCGCAUUAACGGUAUUUGCCGCCAUUGCCCCAUUUUGCACAUGCUUGCUGGUUUAUAACUGGCAAGCUAGUGCCAAAGCAUCUAUGACUGAUGACGAUGAAGCAAUGGGUGCAAGUCAUACUGGGGUGGUACGAGCCGCCGCACAAUCAGACGAGAUGAAAGCGGGAAACGGACUCGACAUGGUGAAAGAGACAACCAAUCCUCCGUCAACAACCCCAGAGGCCAAGAGUUCACCAGUGCCAACAAGAGUCAUCGCAAAUAUUUUCCGCAACAUUGUGAUUCCUUGCAUACCAACAUUUUCAGUGACCUUUGUAUUUUUCGGAGCCCUAACUGCGAUAACAAUAUCCCACAAACUUUUUGUAGCAGCCAAGAAACCGCUUCUUGACACAUUGACACUACUCGGUUGGCCAGUUCUCCUUGUCGGUCUGCGAGCGCUUUCUAUGGCAUCAAUACAGACGGCGGCCACCAAAAUUCACGUAAACGAUUCCGCGGAGCAGGGACAGGCCAAGGAUAUCGUCAGAUCGGCCGAAGAUGCUGACAAGAAGGUGGACUCUGUUAUCGUCACCAGCGGUGGCAAGACCCAAUCCCCGCCACCCCUAGACCUAGUAACUGGGUUUGUCGUCCCACUGCACACGUCCCUGUUCGCUGUUGCUGUAACUGAUGCAGAGCUGUACAAUGUCUACACAAGCACAACAUGGACGCAGUUUGCCUUGGGAUUAUCAGCAGUUGUCGGAAUGAUGUUCGCUGAAACCAUGUUGGGCAUCUGGAUUGUUGGGAAUCCUGCGAAUAGAAAUAACGCGAGCAUAUUUAGCCGCAUUUCAGAACGAAUAGCGAGAAGAACUCUUCAACCAACUAUGACAGAAAAUUCAAUAUACGUGGCCAAACCGUCGCAGUAUGCCCUCGCUCGGAAGUUUGUGAUCUUUGGCAGGACAGUGGCAUCCGUGACUUCCGCAUUCCGAGUUAUCUUCCUGCACUACCUGCCAACGUUGCCAUCAAUAGGUGGAAAUAUUUGCGAUAAAAGCGGGAUAAUGGGAAGCUAUACGUAUUUCUUAUUUCCAAUGCCGGAUGCCGAUGAUAUGCUUCUGUAUCGAGGAUGGAAUGUAACUGUUAGGGUGUUGGUCACAUUUGGUUCUCUGACGCUCACCCUGUUUGCCCUUCUGUUGCUCGAGUGCUGCUAUAGCGUCAAUCCCUUUCGAGUUCGCCGGUUUGAUCCGUGCCAGGGGAGGUGGUUUAUUACUUCCUGUUCGGUAAUUGUAACUGCGCACCUGACGUUCAUUGCUCUUGUCAUGUUUCUGCACCGGAGAGACUUCCAAUUGAUGGGGAUGGUCGGAUAUUGUGAGCAUGGGGAGUAUACGGGGGAUAUGGCGCACCCUCAGCUUUGAGUGAAGCCAAGGGUGCUGCCACGCUGUAUAGACUAGAUUUUUUGUAUUCGUAAACUAAGGUGAUGAAUGAUUCCUGAGAAU
Messenger RNA from Spizellomyces punctatus DAOM BR117, 2054 nucleotides. RefSeq lists its product as uncharacterized. The coding region runs from base 159 to 1973 and encodes 604 amino acids. The transcript is spliced from 5 exons. NCBI's taxonomy places the organism in Eukaryota, Fungi, Chytridiomycota, Chytridiomycetes, Spizellomycetales, Spizellomycetaceae. The record is from RefSeq and is a predicted model, not a curated record.